Messenger RNA from Ruditapes philippinarum (Manila clam), 1416 nucleotides. RefSeq names its product calpain-8-like. The transcript has 7 exons. Gene Ontology annotation, biological process: proteolysis. Gene Ontology annotation, cellular component: cytoplasm. Gene Ontology annotation, molecular function: calcium-dependent cysteine-type endopeptidase activity. Lineage: Eukaryota; Metazoa; Mollusca; Bivalvia; Venerida; Veneridae. The annotation marks the transcript as partial. The record is from RefSeq and is a predicted model, not a curated record.
UAUGUGUAUGCUGUUCUGUAGAAAAAUCUCAAUAUAGGUAGCACUGGGAGAGUUAUAAAUAAAUAUAUAUAAUUGAAGUAAAAGUACAAGAAAAAAAUGAAGAUUGUAUGUCAGUUUGAACAAUUGAUGUAUAAAAUUGGAUUUAAUAUAGUGAAGCUUACAUAAUAAAAAGAUGUAGUGAAAACUUUAUAUAACCUGUAGCUGUUUCUGAUAAAAACAAAUCAAAAUACAAUUAUGACUUUAAACAGUAAGUGGUGGGCUGGAUUAUUUUUGCUCUAACUGCUAUGGGUUGUUCGGCAUCUGUUAAUGAUUCGACAAAGGUUAUUCAUUCCUGGUCUAUUCCGAGAUCCGUAACGAGCAGACGACACUGGCCGACACCCGACAAAGUUAUAUCAAAGAUGACGCCAAGGAGCUGGACAAACAUUAAUAUAUCAAACAUGGGUGGAGGCGGGGCUAGUAAAUCUGGCGUGCAUGGGAAGAAACAAAGCGAUGGUCUUUUUGUAGACGAAGAAUUUCCAGCCACGUUAGAAUCUAUAUUUCAAAAGAAGUGUCUUUUAAAGCCUGUCACGUGGAAAAGACCAGUGGGGAUACAUCCAAAUGCCACGUUGAUAUCAGACGGUACAAGCAGACAUGACAUGAAACAAGGAGAUCUCAAUGAUUGUUGGUUCUUGUCAACUUUAUCCGCUAUAGCUGAAAAACCACAACUUAUUGCCAAGAUAAUACCAGACGACUACAGUAUCGGGUGUAAAGAUUAUAACGGGAAGUUCCACUGCAGGUUUUGGCAGUUUGGUGACUGGACUGACGUGUAUAUAGAUGAUUUACUGCCCACUGUUGGUAACCAACUACUUUUUGCCCACUCCUCCGCACCAGAAGAGUUCUGGAUAUCACUUGUGGAGAAGGCAUAUGCAAAAUUAAAUGGGUCAUAUGAAGCUUUGGAGUACGGGUUUGAAGCGGAUGCAUUUACAGAUCUAACAGGCGGUCUUGCUGAAUGGUACAAUCCUGUAGACCUUAAAGAAGAAGAUUUUUACCUGGUCCGGGCCGCCUUCCAAAGUGGAGCAGUAAUUGGAUGUCUCAGCGUUGAUAAGGAAGGUCAGGCAUUACGUGAAAGAAGGGGAAUGGUAUCUAAUCAUUCUUAUGUUAUAACUGGUGUAGAAGAAGUGCAGUAUCUAGACGGCACAGCCAAACUUAUUCGUGUUCGAAACCCAUGGGGUGAUACUGAGUGGGAAGGUGCCUGGAGUGACGGCUCCGAUGAAUGGAGCCACGUGCCAAAUGAUAUCAAAAUAGAGCUGGAACUGACGUCACAAGAUGACGGCGAAUUUUGGAUGUGUUACCGAGAUUUUAGGCGGGAAUAUUGCAACAUGAUUAUAUGUAAUUUAUCGCCUGACUUUGAUCAUGACGGCGUCAGUGAUAAAGCCG